AAUUUAGUUGCUAAUUAAAAUAUGAAACACACCCUCUGUUAAGAGUGGAACGCUUAUAAAAGGGCCUUCACCAUCCGACUAUAUCUCUCAUUCAUUUCGCUUCACAUUUGGAUACAAAUCUCUACUUUCAGUUCUCGUUUUAUAAAAUUUGAGCCAAGUGGUUAAGGAGGACACAGAGGAGAAGAAGAUGAAGUAUGUGGUGGUUUCAGGUGGAGUAGUGAGUGGACUCGGAAAAGGAGUCACGGCAAGUAGCAUCGGACUCAUCCUCAAAUCAUGUGGUUUCCGAGUCACCGCCAUUAAAAUCGAUCCUUACUUAAACAUAGAUGCCGGGACCAUGUCACCUAUUGAGCAUGGUGAAGUUUUUGUCUUGGACGAUGGUGGCGAGGUUGAUCUUGAUCUUGGGAACUAUGAGAGGUUUAUGGACAUUAAGCUGACCAGUGAAAACAACAUAACUACCGGAAAGGUUUAUAAGCAUGUGCUUGAGAAAGAGAGGAAAGGAGAUUAUCUUGGGAAAACUGUUCAGGUUGUUCCACAUAUCACUGAUGCUAUUCAAGAAUGGAUUGAGCGUGCGGCUAGGAUUCCAGUUGAUGGACAGUCAGGUCCAGCUGAUGUUUGUGUCAUAGAACUUGGAGGAACCAUAGGAGAUAUAGAGUCCAUGCCUUUUAUUAAUGCUCUUGGACAGUUCUCCUAUCGUGUAGGCUCUGAGAAUUUUUGCUUGAUCCAUGUCAGUCUUGUGCCUGUAUUGAAUGUUGUUGGUGAACAGAAGACUAAACCAACGCAACAUAGCGUUCGAGACUUAAGAGGCCUUGGCUUGAGCCCCAACAUCUUGGCUUGUAGAAGCGCAAAGCCACUUGAAGAUAACGUGAAGGCCAAGCUCUCUCAGUUUUGCCAAGUUCCGAUGGAAAACGUUGUCACUCUCUAUGAUUGCCCCAACAUUUGGCACAUUCCAUUGCUUCUCAAAGAACAAAAGGCACACGAGGCAAUUUUGCGUGUCCUGAACCUUACAGGAGUUGCCAAGGAGCCUGCACUAGAGGAGUGGUCUUUGAUGGCUAAAAUGAGCGACAAGUUGCAUGUUCCUGUCAGAAUUGCUGUGGUGGGGAAGUACACUGAGCUCUUAGAUUCCUACCUUUCCAUCCACAAGGCUCUCCUGCAUGCUUCUGUGGCUAGGCGCAAGAAGCUAGUCAUAGACUGGAUCUCAGCUAGUGAUCUUGAACUUGGAGCAAAAAAGGAGAAUCCAGAUGCAUACAAGGCCGUCUGGAAGUUACUUAAGGGUGCUGAUGGCAUUCUUGUUCCGGGAGGUUUUGGGAAUAGAGGUGUACAAGGAAAGAUACUAGCAGCUAAAUACGCCAGAGAGAACAAAGUUCCAUACCUUGGUAUCUGUCUAGGUAUGCAACUCGCUGUGAUCGAGUACGCAAGAACCGUACUCGGUUUGUCAGACGCAAACAGCACUGAGCUUGAUCCUAAUACCAAAAGCCCUUGCGUUGUUUUCAUGCCUGAGGGCUCUAAAACGCAUAUGGGAGGUACUAUGAGGUUAGGCUCAAGAAGAACUUACUUCCAAGCUAAAGACUCCAAAUCAGCAAAACUGUAUGGGAACAGAAGUUUUGUUGAUGAAAGACACCGACACAGAUAUGAGGUGAAUCCAGCAAUGGUUCCACGUUUAGAGAGCGCUGGACUCACAUUCCCUGGAAAAGACGAGUCUGGUCAGCGAAUGGAGAUCGUUGAGCUGCCAAACCAUCCGUUUUACGUUGGAGCUCAGUUCCAUCCCGAGUACAAGUCAAGACCAGGAAAGCCAUCUCCUCUCUUUCUAGGACUAAUUGGAGCAGCUUGUGGAGAGCUAGACAACGUACUGCAACAAAGCUGCCAAAAAACAGCUGUCUCGCGUCCUCAGUCCAAUGGGAAGCUCGAGAGAGUUUACUUGAAAGGCGCAGCGAAGAAGCCAGUCAGUGUUGUAUACAGUUUAUGCUCAUGAACGUCUCAUGCAUCAAGGAUGACUUCUCUCUCUUAAAAAAAGCUAUUUUAUCCGGAUUUUUUUUAACAUGGAGGGAGAGAGACAAAGGGUGUACAGUUUGAAGAUUUGGCUUUUUUUUUUUAUGAGAUGGGGUUUGUUAAGAUUAUGAAGAAGAAGAAGAACACUAAACACAAGCAAGUAUUAUUAUACCUUUGUCUUUUGUAAUGGGUACUAUUUAAAGAGUGUCAUGGGAUUGACUCUCUCUGCUGCUGUGUUUCUUGGUUUCUUAUGUAGUAGUAGUAGUUAGUACCAUCUCUCAUUAGCCUUUUGUGUUUGUUUGUUUCUUUCUUUCUUUUUAUGGUUUAAACAUUUCCAGAGAAGUACCAAUGUUAAGGUUCUCUGGUAUGUUAAUGUAGUUACCAUGUUAUUUGAAUGGUUAUGUUAUACAACUAGUAAUCUUCUUUUUGUUUA
Messenger RNA from Brassica napus (rape), 2419 nucleotides. RefSeq names its product CTP synthase. Gene Ontology annotation, biological process: pyrimidine nucleobase biosynthetic process; CTP biosynthetic process. The record is from RefSeq and is a predicted model, not a curated record. Gene Ontology annotation, molecular function: CTP synthase activity; identical protein binding. The transcript is spliced from 20 exons. Lineage: Eukaryota; Viridiplantae; Streptophyta; Magnoliopsida; Brassicales; Brassicaceae. The coding region runs from base 188 to 1969 and encodes 593 amino acids.